This is a messenger RNA of Abrus precatorius (Indian licorice), 5883 nucleotides long. RefSeq names its product protein NETWORKED 1A-like. The transcript has 6 exons. Gene Ontology annotation, molecular function: actin filament binding. Gene Ontology annotation, cellular component: plasma membrane. The record is from RefSeq and is a predicted model, not a curated record. The coding region runs from base 525 to 5750 and encodes 1741 amino acids. Lineage: Eukaryota; Viridiplantae; Streptophyta; Magnoliopsida; Fabales; Fabaceae.
AUGAGUCAUACAUACAGUGUCAGAGCCGACACGCCACAAUUUUAUAUUGCCAAUGUCCCACUUCAAAGACACUAAAUGAAGGUUGCCACUUUGUGUCUUGCGAUUCAGAAAAUGGGGUAAAAUUCAAGUUUUGCAGCUGUUUAGGAUUCUGUUAUCAGCUGCUGAUGAGGAUCCCAUUGUUUGAUUCCAUCGUUUUGGGGUGUGGUUGAUCUGAAUUGUUCCAAAGCAUGAACUUUGUGUGGUUUUCUGGAUACCCAUUUGGCUGGUUUGAUAACAUUUUGCUCCUCUAAGUUGUCGUUGAUCAAGUUCAUUCACUUGUCCCCCUGAUAGCAAAUUGUCUGAAAAUUUGAAACAAGUUUCCUUCACUGAUUAACUGGAGCUGUGUCCAAUUUGGUAGGUACAAGAAAUGGCUAAACUCAAUUGUAGGGUCUCAAAUUAGCAAAACACUGUCACUGGUGGUGGAAGUCCAACACCAGGCUCUAGCAGUAUCAAGACUAUUUGUGUUGUAGUUCUUCGCUGGAGUCAUGGCAACCCUGUCACAUUCCGAGUCUAGGCGCUCAUAUUCUUGGUGGUGGGAUAGCCACAUUAGCCCAAAGAAUUCAAAAUGGCUUCAGGAAAACCUUGCAGACAUAGAUACCAAAGUCAAAGCAAUGAUAAAGCUCAUUGAAGAGGAAGCAGAUUCAUUUGCUAGGAGGGCAGAAAUGUACUAUAAGAAGCGACCGGAACUCAUGAAAUUAGUGGAGGAGUUCUACCGAGCAUACCGUGCAUUAGCAGAGAGAUAUGAUCAUGCAAUGGGAGAGCUACGCUAUGCCCAUAAAACCAUACAAGAAGCAUUUCCCAACCAAGCACAUUACAUUCUGACUGAUGAUUCACCUUAUGGUUCUUCAGGACCCGGUGCUGAAUCACACACACCAAGAGAGGCUGACCAUUCAGGGAGAGCAGAUAGUGAAGUUCAAACCUUAAGGAAAGCCCUGGCCAAAAUACAGUCUGACAAGGAUGCUAUCUUUCUUCAGUAUCAGAAGAGUUUGGAGAAGAUAACCAAAAUGGAAGGUGAUCUUAAUAAGGCACAAAAAGAUGUGGGAGGCCUUGAUGAACGAGCAAGUAAAGCUGAAAUUGAAACUAAAAUAUUGAACGAAGCCCUGGCACAGCUAAAAGUUGAGAAGGAUGCUGGUCAAGUUCAGUACAACCAGUGUCUAGAAAUUAUAGCUAAACUGGAGACCAUGUUAUCUCUGGCCCAGCUGGAUGCCAAGGGACUUGAUGAGAGAGCUGCUAAGGUAGAAAUUGAAGCCAAAAAUCUAAAAGAAGAACUUAGCAGAUUGGAAGUUCAGAAAGACGCUGGUUUUCUUCAAUAUAAGCAGUGUCUUGAAAAGAUUUCAGUUUUGGAGGCCAAGAUAACCCUUGCUGAGGAGAAUUCCAGGAUGUUAAAUGAGCAACUUGAAAGAGCAGAACUGGAAGUUAAAGCACUGAGACAAAAUCUUGUUGAACUGAAUGAAGAGAAAGAAUCUGUAGCUGUCCUUUACCAUCAAUGCUUGGAGAAAAUAGCUAAAAUGGAGAAUGAAAUUUUGCGUGCCCAAGAAAAUUCUGAAAAACUACAAAGAGAAAUUGAGAAAGGGGCUGAAAAACUUAAGACUGCUGAAAAACAUUAUGAUGUGUUGGAGAAAUCAAAUCAAUCUCUUCGGUCAGAGGCUGAAAGUCUGGUGCAGAAGAUCGCUAUGAAGGAUCAAGAACUUCUAGAGAAGCAAACUGAGAUAGAGAGACUGCAGACUCUAAUGCAUGAAGAACAUUCUCACUUUCUUCAAAUUGAAUCCACUCUGCAGACUUUACAGAAGUUGUACUCCAAAUCACAACAGGAGCAAGGAACUCUUGUUUUGGAGCUUAAAUAUGGGCUUCAGCUGUUGAAGGACUUGGAGCUUUCCAAACAAGGUUUUAAAGAAGAAGUGCAAGAGAAUGUGGAAGAUAACAGACUUUUGCAUGAACUUACUCUCUCUUCCACUAAGUCAUUAUUAAGAAAACAGCAAACUGAAAUCUCUAAAUUGAAGGAGAUCAAAGAGAAACUUGAACGAGAGUUUGUUGUAAAUGCUGAAGAAAGCAAUGCCCUCCUGCAGGACGCUCAUCAAAUAAAGGAUGAUAUCCAGCAUUUGAAUAACAAAUAUCAGGCUAUGUUGGAGCAAUUACAGACUUUAGGUCUGAAUCCUAAAUGUUUUGCAGCAUCUCUGAAAGAUUUACAAAAUGAGAACUCAAUGGCAAAGGAGCUAUGCAAAACGGAACGCAAUGAGAAAGAUGUUCUUCGUGAAAAAUCGAAGGAUAUGGAUGAACUUCUGAUAGAAAAUGCCUUCAUGGAAUUUUCCCUGUCAAGAUUAAAUGAUGAGUUAGAUGAGCUAAGGGCAACGGUGAGGAAAUUUCAAGAGUCUUGCCAAGUUCUCCAGGAAGAAAAAUCCACUCUUGUUGAUGAGAAAUCAGCCCUACUUACACAGUUACAAAUUACCGCUGAAAGUAUGCCAAAGUUAUUGGAGAAGAAUGUCUUGCUAGAGAAGUCCCUCUCGGAUGCAAACAGUGAGCUUGAAGGUUUGAAGGCUAAAUCAACUGACUUGGAAGAAAUCUGCAAGUUGCUAAAUGAUGAAAAGUACAGUCUUCUAAAUGAAAGAAGCAUCCUAGUAUCUCGGUUGGAGAGCGUUGAGGCCAAACUAAGCAACCUGGAAAAUAUGUUUAUACAAUUAGAAGAAAAAUUAGCUGAUGUGGAGAAGGACAAAGAAAACACAGACAAUCAAGUAGAAGAACUCCGUGCUUCAAUUUUGGUGCAAAAAGAAAAGUAUGCUAAUCAUACACACUCAAGUGAAGCCCGACUAACAAAUUUGGAGAAUCUUGUUCAUGUACUACAGGAAGAACUGCAGUUGGGGAAGAUGAAAUUUGAAAAAGAACUUGACAAAGCUAUAAAUGCUCAGGUCGAGAUGUUCAUCAUGCAAAAUAGUAUAGAAGAUCUAGAGCAGAAGAACAUGGCCUUGUUAACUGAAUGUGAAAAGCAUGUAGAGGCAUCAAAAUUUUCUAACAAAGUUAUCUCUGAGUUGGAGACAGAAAAUCUUAUGCAACUGAUGGAAGAAGAGUUUUUGUUGCAUGAAAUUAGAAAGCUUAAAAUGGCUAUUCAUCAGUUGUGUCAGGCUCUUCAGAUUGAUCCAGAUAGUGGGCAUGACAAAGGAACCAAGCAAGAGGAAAUACCCAUAUCACAUGUUUUGGACAACAUUGAGGGCUUGAAAAUUGCUAUUGUGAAAAUCCAAGAGGAGAAGCACCAGCUGGUUGUGGAGAACUCUGCCCUCCUAACUUCACUUCAGCAACAUCAAUAUGAGAGAGAAGAACUGGAGUCAGAGAAAAAGAUCAUGGAGCAAGAGCUGGAAAACAUGAGAGAGCUUAAUGUAACGUUGCAGAAAGAUAAGGGUGAACUUCUAGAGAAGAACAAGAAACUGCAGAUUGAUGUGGCUAAUGGAGAAGAAAAGGAGAAUACAUCAAAGUCCAAAUUGGCAGCUCUGCAAGCGGAGUUGAUAGAUUCAUGGAGAACAAAUCAAAUGCUUCAGGAAGAAAAUAGUAAGAUGGUUGAGGAGAAAAAUUCAUUUCUUCGGAGUGUUUUGGACCUCAAAAAAGCAAUGUCCAUUGCUGAAGAUGAAAACAGUGCAAUACUCCAUGAGGUACUAGCUCUAAGAAACCUCAGUUUGGUUUAUGAGAGCUUUCUCACCGAGAAAGUCAUUGAACAAAAAGCACUCUCUGGACAUCUAAGCAGCAAUCUUAGCCGUUUGAACAAUGACCUCAAUCAGGAACUUGACGUGUUAAGAAAGGAGUUUGAGGUGAAAGAAGCAGAGAAUGUUUAUCUGAACGAGUCUACUAAGAGGAUGAACAAAGAGCUGCAGGAAAUCAAGUAUGCAAAUUGUCAUUUAUGUCAUCAAGUUGAAAAUUCAGAGAAUCUUCUUAGGAAGAAAGAAGUUGAGCUGCUAGAAAUGGAGAAAAGGUUAAAGGUUGCUGAGGCAUUGAAUGCUGAAUUUUGCAAAUGCAUUAAGGAGAUGAAGACGGAUCAAGAAGAAUCAAGAUUGAUCAGAGGAGCUCUAGACAGGCAGAUUCUUGAACUAUCAGAAAAUUUUAUGAACCAGAAAAAAGAAAUUGAACAACUUACUGAAGAAAAUGGAAGUUUUAUGUCUGCGAUGAGAUCAUUACUGCAUGAAGUUGAACUACAAAAGGUUAGGGAACAAACAGUGAAUUCAGAGUUGCUGGAUAAAACAAAUGAACUCCAACGUUUGGAGGCUGAAGCUGCUGCAUUCUAUUUGGAUCUUCAGAUUUCAUCCAUCAGUGAAGGACUGCUGAAAGGUAAGGUUGCUGAGCUUACUGGAGUUUGCAGGAGACUUGAUGAUGAAAGUGCUGCAAAAAGCAUGGCGAUUGAACAGAUGAUAGAAAGAAUCAGUUUACUAGAAAAUGAAAUUGGAGGACUGAAGGGGAAGUUAUCUGCAUAUACUCCUGUCAUUGCUUCUUUGAAAGAUGAUUUUGCAUCUCUCGAGCACACUUACUUUCUUUGGACCAACAAAACUUUUACUGUAGGCAACAUAGAACAAAAGGAUGUAGUGAUUGAGUCCUGUCUACAUGAAAAUAGCUAUCCAAGUUUAAGGCAAAAUGAAAGCACCUUAAUACUGGAUGCGGUUGCAGAUUUGCUGAAUAUGCAGACAAAGAUUAGAGCUGUUGAAAAGGUAAUGUUUGAAGAACUGGAAAGACAUGUCAAAGAGGAAAAUCUAACUUCCAAUGUUGAAGAAGGAGCUCUGACAGAAUUGACCAAGGAUUCAAAUUUGGAUAUUGCUACAUAUCCAGAAAUUGACAACAGAAAAGUGAUGAAAAUUAAGGAAGACUGCACAAGAGACCACAAAGCAUGGAGAACAAAAUCUCAAAAAAGGUCAUUGAUGAAAGAUAUUCCACUUGAUCACAACUCGGAUGAUGCAGACUCCAAGUAUUGCACCAGAGGGCAUAAUAGUAGGACUGAUGAUCAUACCUUUGAGUUAUGUGAAACUGAUCAACAUGAUAUUACUGAAGAAAAUAAGCUUAGUUCUACUUCAAUAGAGGAUGUAAUUACAUGUCAUGAGUCAAGCAACUCAGAAAAAUGUCAAAAUUACUCUUCAGAAUUGGAGACAGAGAAGGAAUUGGGCAUUGACAAGCUGGAGUUGUCGAUGACUAGAAAAGAGACAACUGAAGAUAGCAAGAGGAAGAUCUUGGAGAGGCUUGCUUCAGAUUCUCAGAAAUUGGCCAUUCUUAAAAUGACUCUACAAGAUUUGAAAAAGGAGCCAGAGACAAAGAAGAAGAACAAGAAGGUAAAUGAAGUUGAAUAUGAAACAGUUAAAAGACAUAUGGAGGAUGUUGAGGAAGCUGUCAUGCACCAAAUAGGCAUAUAUGAUCAACUGGUAAAGGAUAUUGAUGAGAGAACCUCAUCUUCAGACACAGAUGCUUCAAUGCAGUUGGAGAACCAUGGAGGACAAAUCCAAAGAAGAAGAGUAACAGAGCAAGCUCGAAGAGGUUCUGAACAAAUAGGACGGUUGCAGUUUGAGGUGCAGAACAUCCAAUACAUUUUGCUGAAAUUGGCUGAUGUCAACUACAAAGGGAAAAACAGAUUCUCUAGACCAACAGGUGUGUUGCUGAGGGACUUCAUUCACAUUGGGAAGAAAAAUAGCAGAAGGCGGCGUAAGGUGUGUGCUUGUGGAUGUUCAAGGCCUUCAACUAAUGAGGACUAAGGAAUUUAGAGACUGAAUGUUGCAAAAGCUUACAACCUGAUCAAUCGACGGUAUGCAUCCAAACGAAAUGGAGAAAGAAAGCGUUGAUCUGACUCAAAUAUCCCUUCGACCCCUUCAAUUUUCUGACCUCGAU